Molecule: messenger RNA, 1612 nt
Organism: Rhodamnia argentea
Lineage: Eukaryota; Viridiplantae; Streptophyta; Magnoliopsida; Myrtales; Myrtaceae
Product: serine carboxypeptidase-like 18
Exons: 14
Coding region: 56-1543 (495 amino acids)
Biological process (GO): secondary metabolic process; proteolysis
Molecular function (GO): acyltransferase activity, transferring groups other than amino-acyl groups; serine-type carboxypeptidase activity
Source: RefSeq, a predicted model, not a curated record
CUCGAGCGCGACGUUUCCACGCCUGAAGAAGUAAAAACAAAGGAAGGAGAAGACAAUGACCCCGGAUGCUGCAGCAACCGGAGGAAGAGGACACAGUCCAUCCGCCGCCGAAAGAGGUUGCGGCGUGGGCCCGGUCGUGAUGCUCUGGUGGUGCGUCCUUCUGUUGCUGCUGACCUUCUCCGGCCCCGCCGCCGCCGCCGCCUCCUUCAAUGUCGUCAAGAACUUGCCGGGCUACGACGGCGAUCUCCCCUUCUAUCUCGAAACCGGAUACAUAGGCGUCGGAGAAUCGAACGAAUCCCAGUUGUUUUACUACUUCGUGGAGUCGCAGAGGACGCCGUCCGAGGACCCACUGAUGCUUUGGCUCACCGGAGGGCCCGGUUGCUCCGUCCUCUCCGCUUUCCUCUACGAAGGCGGUCCGCUGGCCUUCACUUAUGUGGGAUACAAUGGGAGCUUACCAUCGCUGCAUCAGAACCCAUACGCAUGGACACAGGGCCUCAACAUGAUAUUCGUCGAUGCGCCGAUAGGAACCGGGUUCUCUUACUCCACAACCCCCGAAAACUACUACACAGACGACUUCAAAUCUUCGAAUGAGACCUAUGAAUUCCUGCAAAAGUGGUUGCUCAGUCAUCCUCAGUUUAUUGAGAAUAUGCUCUACAUCGGUGGGGACUCGUACUCAGGCAUUCCUCUUCCGAUCAUCGUCCAGAAGAUAUUCGACGGAAACAUGGUUGGUGAGGAGCCAUAUAUGAAUCUCAAAGGGUAUCUGCUUGGGAACCCAAAGACAGACGAUUUUCUCGAUGAUAACUCGAGAAUUCCGUUUGCUCACCGAGUGACGCUCAUAUCAGACGAACUCUUCGCCGACGCCGAGGAAGCUUGUGGCGGGAAUUAUGUCGACGUGAAUGCUAACAACACAGAAUGUUUGGAGGACAUCGAGGAGAUUGAUGCGUUACUCCUGCAAAUAAAUCUCAUGCAAAUCCUGGAACCCAAUUGUCAAACCGCAUAUUCAAGACCGAUCGAAGCAAAUAGAGGAUACAGAAGGGUCCUCGAAGAUAACUACGAAGGCUUUCUUGCCGCGCAGCCCAAUCCCUCACUAUGGUGUCGGGAGUAUAAUUAUGUACUGUCCGGCGUCUGGGCCAACAAUAAGGAUGUCCGAGCUGCCCUCGGUGUUCGAGAUGGCACAAAAGGAGUUUGGAAGAGAUGCAACAGCAGUCUAGCAUACACAAAGACGGUCUCGAGCAGCGUCCCUUAUCACCAAAAUCUCAGUAAUACGAACCUCCGAGCCCUUAUCUACAGCGGCGAUCAUGACAUGUCCGUCACCCACCUGGGCACACACUUUUGGAUUUACUCUCUCAAUUUGACUCUAUCGGACCAAUGGAGGGCGUGGUACGUCAACGGCCAAGUCGCCGGGUACACAGAAGAGUUCACACAUAACCAGUUCACUUUGGAUUACGCCACCGUGAAGGGCGGAGGCCAUGUUGCGCCGGAGUACAAGCCGAGGGAAUGCUACGAGAUGCUGGACCGGUGGCUUGCUUACUACUACUUGUGAUCCGAAGAGGCCAGGCCGACGUAUUCCAAGGCGAAUCCGGGUUUUACAAGGGGAAACUAGAAGCGUGAU